UGCCUCCGUCUGCAAGAAAGAAAAAGUGAAACUGGGUGGGACUUCUUCUAAGACCUCAUUCUACGUCCACCUGAGGUCGCUCCGGAAAUGAUGAACAUUUUCAAGUCCAACCCUUCUUCCUCCCUUACAUUUCUCCAUUUCACUGCACAUUCCAGACGUCUCUCCACAACCCGCUCUUCCUUUCCCUUCUACAGUAACCUUCUUUCUCCUCAACCUUCCUCCCUCUUCUCUCCCGCCACCAUCCGCUAUCUUCGUACUGCUCGAGAUCCCAACAUCAGCUACGAGAUUACUCCUCCUUUAAAUUGGGGUAUUCGAAUUGUCCCGGAGAAGAAAGCUUACGUGAUCGAACGAUUUGGAAAGUAUGUGAAGACACUUCCCUCCGGAAUCCAUUUUUUGAUUCCAUUUGUCGAUCGGAUAGCUUAUGUGCAUUCCUUGAAGGAGGAAGCUAUUCCUAUUCCGGACCAGUCUGCUAUCACAAAGGACAAUGUCAGCAUUUUGAUAGAUGGGGUUCUUUAUGUUAAGAUAGUGGACCCCAAGCUGGCAUCUUAUGGUGUUGAGCAUCCCAUAUAUGCCGUUAUUCAGCUCGCUCAGACUACAAUGCGAAGCGAGCUUGGGAAGAUUACUCUUGACAAAACAUUUGAGGAAAGAGACACGCUGAAUGAGAAGAUAGUGGAGUCUAUCAAUGUAGCCACAAGGGACUGGGGACUGCAAUGCCUUCGAUAUGAAAUAAGGGAUAUUUCUCCCCCUCGAGGGGUAAGGGCAGCUAUGGAGAUGCAAGCUGAAGCAGAACGCAAAAAGAGAGCUCAAGUUCUCGAGUCUGAAGGAGAAAGGCAAGCCAAUAUCAAUAUUGCUGAUGGUAAGAAGAAUGCAGUUAUAUUAGAAUCUGAAGCUGCAAAAAUAGAUCAAGUUAACAGGGCGCAAGGUGAAGCGGAGGCCAUCCUUGUAAAAUCCCAAGCUACAGCCAAAGGACUCGCUCUUGUGUCACAGGCUCUCAAAGACAGUGGGGGUGUUGAGGCUGCUAGUUUGAGAAUCGCUGAGCAAUAUAUACAAGCCUUCAGUAAUAUUGCCAAAGAGGGUACCACAAUGUUGCUUCCUAGUUCAGCUGCCAAUCCAGGUAACAUGAUGGCUCAAGCCCUUACUAUUUACAAGAACCUGGUUGGCAAUGUUUCUGGCAAUGAAGGCAGAACAAGUGGAUUAAAUGAAGGCAUAAAGGAGAGCAAUCCGGCAGCGGAAAUCGGCGGAGAGGGCAAUCAAACUGUUAGAGUUGCUGAGGAAGUUCAAAAUGGCAGCCCAGGAUUUUCUGUACAGAGCCCCAAGAUUGCGGAGUAGUAGAUGGAUUUAACAUAGUGUGGAGGGUUUCCCUUUUUCUGGGUGUGGGAUUCUUUUUGGGUGAGAGGAAACUCUAUCUAUACCAGAAGCUACUCCAAAUUCAUUCUCAAUACGAGAAUUUUUCUUAUUCAGCCUUUUUCUGCCGCUGGCCCCUUUGCGUCCAUUGCUGCUGCCCUUCUUGUCUUUGUGAACAAGUUGUUAACAAUCAAUUCCUUUAACUCGUACUAUUUUAUUCA
Cucurbita moschata (crookneck pumpkin) is the source of this 1565-nucleotide messenger RNA. Its product is annotated as stomatin-like protein 2, mitochondrial. Lineage: Eukaryota; Viridiplantae; Streptophyta; Magnoliopsida; Cucurbitales; Cucurbitaceae. The record is from RefSeq and is a predicted model, not a curated record. Gene Ontology annotation, cellular component: membrane. The coding region runs from base 88 to 1329 and encodes 413 amino acids. The transcript is spliced from 9 exons.